This is a messenger RNA of Ananas comosus (pineapple), 1535 nucleotides long. RefSeq names its product bifunctional riboflavin kinase/FMN phosphatase-like. Lineage: Eukaryota; Viridiplantae; Streptophyta; Magnoliopsida; Poales; Bromeliaceae. Gene Ontology annotation, biological process: riboflavin biosynthetic process; glycerol biosynthetic process. The record is from RefSeq and is a predicted model, not a curated record. The transcript is spliced from 10 exons. Bases 186 to 1286 code for a protein of 366 amino acids. Gene Ontology annotation, molecular function: sn-glycerol 3-phosphatase activity; riboflavin kinase activity.
CGCGACCCCGUCGCCUUCUUCUUCGAGAGCUCGCGAAUCCCCCUCCCAUCCAUGGCGCCGGGUUCUCCACAACAACGCCCACUCUCUCCGCACCGAAUCGAUCCCAAUUCCCCCACUCCGCCCCUUAAAUCCCCGCCCCCAUUCCCCUCUCCUCAUCGCUCGCCCCCUCUCCCGCGCUCGAUUCCAUGGCGGGGGCUCGGAUCUCGGCCGUGGUGCUGGAUCUCGACGGGACGCUCUUGGACACAGAGAGGGCGACGAGGGGGAUAUUGGGCGAGUUCCUAGCGAUGUAUGGGAAGGUGCCGGAUUUGGAGAAGGAGGAGAAGAGGUUGGGGCAGAUGCAUAAGGAGUCGGCGGCGGAGAUCGUGAGGGAUUACGAGCUCCCGAUGUCGGGGGAGGAGUUCUCGGAGGCGAUCAUGCCGUUGUAUAAGGAAAGGUGGCCGCAAGCAAAACCAUUGCCAGGUGUUAAUCGACUUAUCAGGCAUCUUCACAAGCAUGGGAUUCCAUUGGGACUUGCUUCAAAUUCCAUAAGGAAAUAUAUUGAAACAAAACUUUCGCAUCACAAAGAUUGGAAAGAGUCCUUUUCUGUCAUUCUUGGUGGAGAUGAUGUCAAUCAUGGAAAACCUUCCCCAGACAUAUUUCUAGAGGCAGCAAAGAGACUUGGUGCAGAUUCAUCAUCCUGCUUGGUUAUAGAAGAUUCUGUGGUUGGUGUUAGAGCUGCCAAGGCUUCUGGGGCGAAGGUAGUGGCUGUUCCAUCUCUCCAAAGUCAAGUGGAAAACUAUUCAAUUGCAAACUCUGUCCUUCAUUCCUUAUUAGAGUUUCAGCCUGAAUUAUGGGGCCUUCCACCGUUUGAAGAUUGGGUUCAAAAUACAUUGCCUAUCGAACCAUUACUUGUCAGGGACCUAUUUGGCGAGGUAGUUUCUGAUGCUAUCCUUUCAGUAAACACAGAAAAUUGUUCAUGCGAAUCUCUUCCUGACCAAUUGUGGGGAGUUCUCUUCGGUUGGGCGAAACUGGAAAAGCAUGGAACUUAUAAGAUGGUAGCGAGCAUUGGGUGGGACCUUUCUUUGGGUAUUCCUAAGAGAGUGAUGCGACUGAGUCUACUUGAUCCUAUCGAGAACUUCAAGGGGGAGCUGUUGCAUCUGCUUCUUGUUGGGUACAUUCGGAAGCUCCAAAAUGAGGAAAAUAUGUCUGAGGCUUUAAAAAUAUCGGAAGAAGAUGAGAGCAUCGCACGAGCCGCAUUAGAUCUCCCAGUUUUCGCACAUCAUGCAAACAACCUUCUCUUUGAAUAAGCUAUUCUUACUUUGCUUCAUCAUCGCGACUCAUUGAUGAUUCAAAGGACAGUUUUAGUUGUAUCUUUUAAGCAUAAAAUAGUUAGGCGGCUUCGCCAUGCUUGCACUUUAGAUGCUUUAAAAUUAAAAGCUUUUGAUAGAUUAGUGAAGUUAUUUUCACUAAACACCCUUGAGAACAUACUAUCAUCCUUCUUGUGUAUUGUCUAUUUUGGGUACAAAUUGUCCUGGUGAUCCUCAUCUUUUUGAUUA